Molecule: messenger RNA, 405 nt
Organism: Trypanosoma brucei brucei TREU927
Lineage: Eukaryota; Euglenozoa; Kinetoplastea; Trypanosomatida; Trypanosomatidae
Exons: 1
Coding region: 1-405 (134 amino acids)
Source: RefSeq, a predicted model, not a curated record
AUGAACAACAAGGCACCGGGCACGCCGCCCCGUCCGGAAGGGUAUGAAACGGCGGGAGGUGCUGCAACAAAUGAAAAUUUUUUCCACCCCAAACGUAAGAUGACGAAAAGCAUUCAGCGAGCGGGGUUCCGCUCUGCGCGGCGCCUAAUGGUGUGCUUUUCGGUAGUCAUCGGAACAAUUGUUAUAGCGCCUUCGUACUUGGGACCAUUUUAUGUAAACUACGUGGCCGGUAAGAACUGGUUAGAGCGGGCGAGCAAGUCCAUUUGGACCCGACGUAACGAGAAGGAUUACGACCUCUACAUGACGCAGCGCAAGAAUGGGUGGUGGGAGUAUUUAGGACUCAAACACUACAACAUUGGGGGUGAAACUAAUGUUGGCGAGAUCCAGACAUACCGAAGCAAAUAA